Camponotus floridanus (Florida carpenter ant) is the source of this 1208-nucleotide messenger RNA. RefSeq names its product ell-associated factor Eaf (gene Eaf). Lineage: Eukaryota; Metazoa; Arthropoda; Insecta; Hymenoptera; Formicidae. Gene Ontology annotation, biological process: regulation of transcription elongation by RNA polymerase II; positive regulation of DNA-templated transcription. The record is from RefSeq and is a predicted model, not a curated record. Gene Ontology annotation, cellular component: super elongation complex. Gene Ontology annotation, molecular function: transcription elongation factor activity. The transcript has 5 exons. The coding region runs from base 187 to 1089 and encodes 300 amino acids.
AAGCAAAAUGGUGCUGAAAUUCACAUCUGUGAAUUGAUAUGUCAUUACAUAUUUAUAUCGCAUUUAACACUUUCGAUUAUUUUCAAGGAAAGUCAAGUGACAUUCAAUAAAGAACGAAGAAAGAGGAAUACUGCAUCUUAAUAUCUAGAUAGAGUUCAUUUAUUAAAAUAAAAGAAAGAUUACAAAAUGCAAGGUGUCAGCAUGGUCGAGCGACUUGGAUUAGGCCCCGAAGUCCGCGAACUCAAACUCGGGCCGAGUUUCACAAGCAACAGUUCGAAGUUUCAUACCUUGAAAUAUGAUUUUAAACCUGCGAGCGUCGAAAAUUCAAAAGUGGCUAAAGUCGAUGUAGGUUCAGAUAAUACGAUAACAGUCACAGUUCCACAUUUAGAUGGAGCUGGUGCACCUCAGACUGUGUUCAAAGGUUCUCAAAGGCCUUAUAAUAAAGAAUACGUUCUAAUAUUUGACAAGACUACGGGAGAUAUUACAUUGGAGAAGCUAACUGCAAAUAUCCAAGUUAAAAAAACACGAGCGGAACCUAAACGAAAUGGUAAUAGUAACUCUGUUCCUGUUGAGGUUAAAAGAAGCCCUCCAUAUGGCAGGGCACAUGGAAGAACCAAAGUUAUCAGUGGGAAAAAGAAGGAACCUCUACUUCAAUUGCAUCCCAAACAGAGUCCACAACAGGCAUCACCGUAUGAUAAAAGAAGUCCACCCAGUACAUCUACCAAUAAUUGUUCACCUGUGCCUAUACCAUCAAAUGGACAAUCAACCUUGGCUAGCUUACCAAUGAUUGGUUCUGAUAAUGAUGAUUUUGUGCUAUCAACACCAAUGAUGCCUCUAACUUCCUCUAUACCAGCCAUAACUAUUUCUGCACCAAAUGCAAAAUCAACUACCUUAGAAAGUGAUUCCAGUUCAAGCAGUUCAAGUUCUGAUAGUUCAAGCAGUGAUUAUGAAACGGAAACUAUUUCAGUGCCAACAACAACUAAUGGUUAUUUAAAUGGUACGACAGCCUCACCUACAUUGUUUAUGACAGAUAAUAAUCUCUUAAAUGAUGAUUUACAGUUAUCAGAAUCAGAAUCUGAUAGUGAUUAAUGGCUUGUCAAUAGAAUAUAGAAUAAAAUUGUUUAAACAAUCAACUUUAUUAUUUUUGCUUAGCAAUACUGCUAAUAAUAUAACAAUAAUAGGAAAUCAAAAAGGGAAAGGAAGAAAUC